AGGGAAGCUGGAGGAGAGUGGGGGCAGGAAGGCCCCACACACACACGGCCUGGCGCCCCGCCCCACCUCGCCUGGCUGAGGUCGGGAGCAGCUGGAGGCCAGGCGUGGACAAAGAGAGGGGAAGGGCCAGGUGCAAGCCAGGCAGGUGCCCGCUGCAGGGUGUAGAGGUGGCAGAGGGAGCGCGCCGCCCGCCGGGAGUGCUGGACCACCGACUGCCCACCCCACUGGGAGGAAGGGAGGCUUCGGGAGGCCAUCAAGGAGGAGUCGACCAAGACAUUGGACCAGACCUAAGGAGAGUACUCCCACUGCAAGAGCCACAGCGUUCAUCAUGGCUUCAGUGUCUACUCAUGGAAACCAGGAGAAAGGGCACCAUGCGCCCCCGCUGAGCAAGCAGAGCCUGUUGUUUUGUCCAAAAUCGAAACUGCACAUCCACAGAGGAGAGAUUGCAAAGAUUAUCCGAGAGUGUCAAGAAGAAAGCUUUUGGAAGAGAGCCCUGCCGUUUUCUCUCGUAAGCAUGCUCGUCACCCAGGGACUCGUCCACCAAGGUUACUUAGCAGCUAAUCCACGGUUUGGAUCGCUGCCUAAAGUUGCACUCGCUGGCAUCUUGGGAUUUGGCCUUGGGAAGGCGUCGUACAUAAGAGUGUGUCAGAGCAAGUUCCAUGCCUUCGAAGACCAGCUCCGCGGGGCCGGCUUCGGCCCAGAGCACAACAGGCACUGUCUGCUUACCUGCGAGGAAUGCAAAAUAAAGCAUGGAUUAAGUGAGAAAGGAGGUUCACAGCCUUCAGCUUCGUAAACUCUGUGUCUAUGACUUUUGAAGUUUUUAAAAACGCUGAAUUUGUACACAUUGAAAAUUUCGAGUAUACUUUAAUAAUUAUACUUCUAGUGGAACAAAA
This is a messenger RNA of Tupaia belangeri chinensis (Chinese tree shrew), 893 nucleotides long. RefSeq names its product OCIA domain containing 2 (gene OCIAD2). Bases 329 to 793 code for a protein of 154 amino acids. The transcript is spliced from 7 exons. NCBI's taxonomy places the organism in Eukaryota, Metazoa, Chordata, Mammalia, Scandentia, Tupaiidae. Gene Ontology annotation, cellular component: mitochondrial inner membrane. The record is from RefSeq and is a predicted model, not a curated record.